Talpa occidentalis (Iberian mole) is the source of this 4751-nucleotide messenger RNA. It is a transcript of the gene AHR, whose product is annotated as aryl hydrocarbon receptor. The record is from RefSeq and is a predicted model, not a curated record. Gene Ontology annotation, cellular component: nucleus; aryl hydrocarbon receptor complex. NCBI's taxonomy places the organism in Eukaryota, Metazoa, Chordata, Mammalia, Eulipotyphla, Talpidae. Gene Ontology annotation, biological process: regulation of transcription by RNA polymerase II. Bases 88 to 2571 code for a protein of 827 amino acids. Gene Ontology annotation, molecular function: protein dimerization activity; transcription cis-regulatory region binding; nuclear receptor activity. The transcript is spliced from 11 exons.
GGGCGCGGCUUCGCGGAUCCCCGCGGCCGCCAGGUCUUGGGGACCCGGUCACCCGCGCCCGAGAGGAGCCGCCGCAGCCCGGGCACCAUGAACAGCAGCAGCGCCAACAUCACCUACGCCAGUCGCAAGCGGCGGAAGCCAGUGCAGAAAACUGUCAAGCCAAUCCCAGCUGAAGGAAUCAAAUCAAAUCCUUCCAAGCGACAUAGAGACCGACUUAAUACAGAGCUGGACCGAUUGGCUAGCCUGUUGCCUUUUCCGCAAGAUGUUAUUAAUAAGCUGGACAAACUCUCCGUUCUUAGACUCAGUGUCAGUUACCUGAGGGCCAAGAGCUUCUUUGAUGUUGCAUUAAAAUCCCCUCCACCUGACAGAAACGGUGUCCAGGAUAACUGUCAAACAAAAUUGGGGGAAGACCUGAUCUUACAAGAAGGAGAAUUCUUAUUACAGGCUUUGAAUGGUUUUGUAUUGGUUGUCACUACAGAUGCUUUGGUAUUUUAUGCAUCUUCUACUAUACAGGAUUACCUGGGGUUUCAGCAGUCUGAUGUUAUACAUCAGAGUGUAUAUGAACUUAUUCAUACUGAAGACAGAGCUGAGUUUCAGCGUCAGCUACAUUGGUCAUUAAACCCUUCACAGUGUACAGACUCUGGACAAAGAAUUGAUGAAGGUAGUGGUCUCUCACAGCCAGCAGUCUACUUUAAUCCAGAGCAGCUUCCUCCAGAAAACUCAUCUUUUAUGGAGAGGUGCUUCAUAUGCCGGCUAAGGUGUCUGCUGGAUAAUUCAUCUGGUUUUCUGGCAAUGAACUUCCAGGGGAGGCUAAAGUAUCUUCAUGGACAGAACAAAAAAGGAAAAGAUGGAUCAGUGCUACCACCUCAAUUAGCUUUGUUUGCAAUAGCUACUCCACUUCAGCCACCAUCCAUACUGGAAAUCCGAACCAAAAAUUUCAUCUUUAGAACCAAACACAAACUAGACUUUACACCUACUGGUUGUGAUGCCAAAGGAACACUUGUCUUGGGUUACACUGAAGCUGAGCUGUGCAUGAGAGGAUCAGGAUACCAAUUUAUUCACGCUGCUGAUAUGCUUUAUUGUGCUGAUUACCAUAUCCGGAUGAUUAAAACUGGAGAAAGUGGCAUGACAGUGUUCCGGCUUCUCACCAAACACAAUCGAUGGACGUGGGUACAGUCUAAUGCUCGCUUAGUUUAUAAAAAUGGAAGACCUGACUAUAUCAUUGCGACACAGAGACCUCUGACAGAUGAAGAAGGAACAGAGCAUUUACGAAAACGAAAUAUGAAGCUGCCUUUUAUGUUUGCCACUGGAGAAGCUGUGUUGUAUGAGUUAACCAGCCCUUUUCCUGUCAUGAUGGAGCCCCUAAGGUCAAAAAAUGGUGCUAGAAGAGAUUCUGCUACCAAAUCAACUCUAAAUAAGGACUCUCUCAAUCCCAAUUCCCUCUUUGCUUCCAUGAUGCAACAAGAUGAAUCUAUUUAUCUCUACCCUACUUCAAGUAAUGCACCUUUUGAAAGAAGUUUUUUUAAUGAAUCUAUGAAUGAACAUAGUAUUGAACCAAAAGGAAAUGGUAGUAUCCUGAAACAUGAGCAAAUCGGUCAGUCUCAGGAAAUGAACCCAACACACUCUGAAGGUCAUGCCGGGCUUUUUCAAGAUAAUAAAAACAGUGACUUGUAUAACAUUAUGAAACACCUAGGCAUUGAUUUUGAAGAUAUCAAGCACAUGCAAGAGAAUGAAGAAUUUUUCAGACCUGACUUUUCUAGUGAGGAUGAUUUCAGAAACAUUGAGGUAGAUGAAAUCCUGACAUACGUCCAAGAUUCCUUAAAUAAGUCUACCUUUGUGGGUCCGGGUUACCAACAGCAACAGUCCAUGGUUCUGAACUCAAGUUGCAUGGUACAAGAGCACUUACAGGCGGAGCAAAAGCAGGUAGCAGUGGAGCAGCAGCAAUUAUGUCAGAAAAUGAAACAUAUGCAAGUUAAUGGCAUGUUUACAAAUUGGAACUCAAACCAAUCUGUGCCUUUUGGUUGUUCUCAGCAAGACCUACAACAGUAUAAUGUCUUUUCAGAAUUAUCUGGGGCCAAUCAAGAGUUUCCAUACAAAUCUGAGAUUGAUACUAUGCCUUAUACACAGAACUUUAUUCCCUAUAAUCAGCCCGUGUUAUCACAGCAUUCCAAGGGUACACAGUUAGACUUUCCCGUAGGGAAUUUUGAACCAUCUCCCUACCCUACCACUAAUUUAGAAGAUUUUGUCACAUGUUUACAAGUUCCUGAAAACCGAAAGCAUGAACUAAAUCCACAGGCAACUGUGAUAACGCCUCAGACAUGUUAUGCCGGAGCUGUGUCAAUGUAUCAGUGCCAGUCAGAACCUCAGCACGGCCAUGUGGCUCAGAUGCAGUACAAUCCAGCCAUGCCUGGCCCACAGGCAUUUUUAAACAAGUUUCAGAAUGGAAGCGUUUUAAAUGAAACCUACCCAGCUGAAUUAAAUAACCCUCAGUCUACCCCACAUCUUCAACCCCUUCAUCAUCCUUCAGAAGCUAGACCUUUCCCUGAUUUGACAUCCAGUGGAUUCCUGUAACACACGGAGCCCAGUUUUAACCCUGGUCUUCAGUAAGUUAGUUUGCUAAAGAUUAAAGAGUAAUGGAACUGUCUAUGUCGGGCAUCAGCAAGUUCAUGAGGAGGCAAAGACAUUCGUGAUGUUAUUCUAAAUGCAAUUUCAAUGUUUUUACAAGAGGACGUUUAAGUAUAUGUCUUUUUGAGAAUUUUAGUCAUCCAAACAGCAGUGCUGUCAGAGGAGAGAGAGACUGUGUACAUUUCACAUCAUGCUAAUAAACACCACAACACAGACACAGCUUAUUCAGGGCAACUUUAGAACGCUCAAGUAAGAGAAUUUUCUGUUGGAAUUAUUUGUCAGAGUAAAAACUUGCCUUUUGAACUUCUAUCUCAGAUUAAGUGGCUUGGUGCUUAUGUAAAAAAAAUAAUAUCCUUGCUUUCCUCCAUUGUUAAGUGCCUGCCUCACAAUUUCUAUGUAUUACAUACACUGCAGGAUGUAUAUUUUACGUAAAAUAUAUUCCUUUUAAAUUAAUAACAUUCUGUGCACAAAUUUUUUUCUUACAUUCAUUUUUAUUAACCCAGGCAUGUUUUAACUGCACUACUCACCCACUUUCUUCAGGUAAAGGACAAGUAAUAAUCAAAAAGAUAUUUAUUACAUAAUCUAGCUGUUAGAUUUUCAAUGUUGCUAUGUGCCUUAUGUUGAAAAAAUGUGUAAGUAAAUUGUCUUUCUCAAUUUUCAAGACAGCAGCGCAAAAUUAAGUUUUUAAAAGAAAGGAAUAUACCAUCCAUUGAUCUUUACUAAAAACUCCAGCAUGAUAGUUCAAUGUGGUACAAAAAAAUCUGGUGUUAAAUGCAACCAUGUUUAUCAGUUUGCAUUGAAAAUAACCAUUUCAAUGUGUAUAAAUUCUUUUAAAUCAUUUUAGAUCUAAAGCAGAUUUUCGAUAUACUGUUAACUAUAAAUUUCACUUAGUACAGUGGAAGCUAUUUGUUUUUCUCAUAUUUGAGGAGUUUUAAGAUUGAUAAUAGCAAUGUCUGGUGCAAAGUAUUGAGUUAAAUGAAUGGUGCAUUGUGUAGUUUAUAAUGAACAAAUUAUUUGUAAAAUAUUUUCAAUCUUUCAUUUAAAAAUAUUUGCACAUAAUUUGCGUUUUACAUAUUUUAUCACUGUCUUUUUAAGAUACCAGAAAAUGAUUUCAAUUGCUUCUCAGCUGGUGUGAGAAAAAGACUUAGCUUAUUUUCAAACAUUAGGCUGUUUCUGUGCUAUGACCUUUCUUAUUGGUAAGGCUAAUAAUCAUCCUAACUUUACUGUCCUCAGGUAAUUUAAGAGUGCCACCAUUCUUUUAGUCAAAUAUGAUAUGAUGGAAUCCUGACCUAAGAUUACUAUUAAAAUGUUUUUUUUUUUUCAUUUUCUUUUUCCAGUAAAUAAUGUAAAUAAAAGUGGCUUUGACAAAGUGUCAUUUCUAUGUAUAUCCAGUCAAAACUUUCAAUCUAUAGAAUCAAUUUAAGUGUUGAAAUAAAUUUGUCUAAAACAUUUCAUGUGUUUCCAAAAUGAGGUAGUCACUGAAAGAUUUAAGAUCAGUGCUCUAGAUUAAUGAUCCAUUUAAACCUUUUUUUUUUUUUAAGAAGUCUUCAUAAACCAUUUUUGUUUGUUAGUUUCUCUCACAUAGUUUCACAUAUUUGGGUGAAUUAUUUUAGGCUUUUGUAAAUUGUGAAGAUAAUGACAAUUCUAUAUACAAAAGUAAAAUUUUUAAAGCAAUAUUGUAUAUUUUUAUCUAUAUAAUUAAAAUUUACCUAAGAACAAUAAAAUCACAUUAAACCAAAUAUACCUUUGUCUGUAUUGCUAAGUGCCAAAUACUGAAGGCCUUGUGUGCUGUUAUAUUGAGGGGCUUAUUUUUACAUGGUGUGCACUUCCAAGGAUAUGUCUUAUUCAAGCUCUUCCUAUCCCAGAUUGUUCUUUACCUGAAGAUUUACCAGUGUCCUAAUGUAUUAUGAAACUUUGGAUCAUUGCUAUGCACAACUAGUGUUUUCAGUAUUACUAUACUUGAGAUAAAUGUUUUCAUGGGUUUUUUCUUCAAUAUGUUACUGCUUACAUAUACCAUGCAUACAUUUUGUUUAAAAUAAUUUAUAUCCUUAUAAAACCAAACUGUAUACAUGUAUGGUAAUAAAGUAAUCACCAAGUAUGAAUAACAUGUUAAUGUAAAUUUUUUU